AUGCUGAAUAAGGAUUAUGACAAGCCGCAUAUCCAUGCGGCAAUGACAGAGCUCUUGCAAGCACUUGAACCAUAUGAUAUCACCGGCUCCGAGGCUUGUCUUCGAUGGAUUUUCUACCAUUCCGCCCUGGGAGAUGGUGACGGUGUCAUUCUUGGGGCUAGCAAGACUUCUCAAGCAGUGCAAAACUUUCAAGAUAUUUCAAAGGGACCAUUGCCUGCAGAUGUUGUGGAAAAAAUCGAUAUGAUCUGGAACCUUCAGUGA
Penicillium malachiteum is the source of this 261-nucleotide messenger RNA. RefSeq lists its product as uncharacterized. NCBI's taxonomy places the organism in Eukaryota, Fungi, Ascomycota, Eurotiomycetes, Eurotiales, Aspergillaceae. Bases 1 to 261 code for a protein of 86 amino acids. The record is from RefSeq and is a predicted model, not a curated record. The transcript has a single exon.